AUGAUACUUGCAUCCUCUCUUCAAUCAAAUUGUACACCGGAAGAGGCACGAUUAUAUCCAUGUUCAUUAAAUUGUAUUCCGAACUUUGAUGAUAUCACAUUCUACCUUGUAGAAAUAUCAACAGGAAAGGUUCGCGACACACGCACAUACAAAAAUGAGUACAUUCAUUUAUCAUAUCAUUCUGGAGUUAGUCUUAUGGGUAAUUUAUUUUCUAUCAUGUCAAUUCAAAAUCAGAUAAUUCAUAUUCUUCACAUCAAGGAUGAUGGUCGUUUUAUUGAUGUACAAGAUAUUGGUUGGCUUAGUUAUGAUGAUGAUGAGCUCGUACUGGCUCGUUAUCGUGAUUUUGAUCUCCAAUAUAAUAUACAACAAAGAACAUUUACUAAACAGAAUAAUCAUAAGAAUGCAUCAUCAGAUUUUAUUGAAUUAGAUAAUGAGAAUUCAUCAUCAUCCCUUUUUAACAAUGCAUCCACUUGUACACGUAAUGACUUAACGGAAAAUAAAGUUCCAUCCUCUAAUAUCGUAAUUGAUUCAAGAUAUAAUUCCAAUAUAUCAGAAAUGGCCUCUAGUCACAUAAGUGGAAUUAAACAAAAGAUGCUUUCAGGUCAGGCUUUGCGUCAUUUUUAUCAAAUAUUUGGACAGCUUACAUCACUUGUAAUGUGGAAAAUGCAAUUUAUUGAUGAAAAGAGAUUUCUUAUUAAAUUCGGAAAUGUGGAUUGCGUGACUGGACGUACAGAAGUGAUAUCCGUUUAUGAUAAUGCAUCAGAAGAAUUUCUUGAGGAAUUUAAGCGUUCAUCAGAAAUUUUUCAGCGAGUUGCUUUUAAUCAACCAUUUUUGUAUAAUUCUACCUACUCGAAUAAUGUUUACGCCAAAGAAAUAUUGGAAAAACAUUUACAUGCAAUAAGACAUGCACGAAACGGAGGGCCUUCACAAGCUGUAAAACGUGUUCUCGCAUCUUUGCCGUACAGUCCACAAACCUGUAGUGAAAGUCCAUAUUUUGAUCAUUCUUUAUUUGCGUAUGAUGAUAAGAUUAUAUCAGCAUUUGACCGACCCAGGCCUUGUCAAGAAAACAUUGCCAAGUUUUAUUCAAGACGAACAGGUGAAUUUAAAUUUAAAAUAAUAUUUGGAUUGCCAGAUAAAAGUAAUAAUCGAACAAAGCGUUACGUUGCUUUGAUUGCACAUCCAAAUUUUCCAUUUAUCAUUUCUGUGCAAUAUACUGUCCUUCAACCGACUAUCAUUAAUUUACAUGUUCGAUCCUCGUUAUGA
Molecule: messenger RNA, 1263 nt
Organism: Diversispora eburnea
Lineage: Eukaryota; Fungi; Glomeromycota; Glomeromycetes; Diversisporales; Diversisporaceae
Source: the annotation of a GenBank genome assembly